Messenger RNA from Crotalus tigris (Tiger rattlesnake), 2475 nucleotides. It is a transcript of the gene MBD3, whose product is annotated as methyl-CpG binding domain protein 3. The transcript has 7 exons. The coding region runs from base 639 to 1328 and encodes 229 amino acids. Lineage: Eukaryota; Metazoa; Chordata; Lepidosauria; Squamata; Viperidae. The record is from RefSeq and is a predicted model, not a curated record. Gene Ontology annotation, molecular function: DNA binding.
GCACAUGGAACUCGUUUGAAUGUGGAUCCGUGUCGGUUUGGAUCCCGCCUUUUCGGGCAUGAACUCAAGGCGGUUUGCAGAGCCCGCAAAUCUGGAGAGGUGGUCGCAGAGCCGGGUUUUGCCAAAAGUCGGAGGUCCAGGAGAAGAUUCAUAGGAACCUAGAGAAAGGGUGAUGUUUGGGGAAGUAGCCUGGGCUGAGUAUGCGGGGCAGCGGUCACACGUACGCAGCUGUCUGGCUGCGGGGUUCAAUGGGAGAGAGCAAAGCACAUCGUGAGGAGAUGAGAUUGAGCGUAGAACCACCACCACCCCCGAGUCUUGUCAGUGCUUUUGGGAGCAGGUGUGCGUAUCGCCCGUUCACAUGUAUGUGGCUAAAAAAAAAAUCUCUGCGGGGGACUAUAUUCUUGCCAAAGCGGAGGGAUACCAUUUGGGCGCUUUUUAUUUAAUUUGGCGGGAUGGGAAGUGGCCUUUUUUUUCUUUUGGCUUUUCACCAACGGCUGCCUGCGCUCACUACCUCAUUCCUUCAUACGGCGGGAGGAACAUGAGUGAAUGGAACAGCCGCGGGGGGAGGCGCACGUGCGUGUCCAAGUGGGAAGAAAUUCCGCAGUAAACCUCAGCUGGCCCGUUACUUGGGUAACUCCAUGGACCUGAGCACGUUUGACUUCCGAACAGGGAAGAUGCUAAUGAGCAAGGUGAACAAAAACCGGCAAAGGAUGCGGUAUGACUGUUCAAGCCAAACCAAGGGUAAACCUGAUUUAAACACCACACUUCCUGUGAGGCAGACAGCUUCAAUUUUUAAACAACCAGUCACUAAGAUCACAAAUCAUCCCAGCAACAAAGUGAAGACAGACCCCCAAAAAGCAGUUGAUCAACCCCGACAGCUCUUCUGGGAAAAGAAACUAAGUGGCUUAAAUGCCUUUGACAUUGCAGAGGAGCUGGUGAAAACAAUGGACCUUCCAAAGGGUUUGCAAGGUGUGGGACCUGGAUGUACUGAUGAGACUCUCCUUUCAGCCAUUGCCAGUGCCUUGCAUACCAGCACAAUGCCCAUCACUGGGCAGCUCUCUGCUGCUGUUGAGAAAAACCCCGGAGUCUGGCUGAAUACUUCUCAACCUCUCUGCAAAGCCUUCAUGGUGACUGAUGAAGACAUCAGGAAACAAGAAGAGCUGGUUCAGCAAGUGAGGAAGAGGCUAGAGGAAGCCUUGAUGGCUGACAUGCUUGCUCAUGUGGAAGAGAUAGCAAGGGAUGGUGAGACACCUGCAGUAAAGAGUAAUGAAGAAGAGGAGGAGGAGGAGGAAGAUGAUGAUCGUGGACAGGAGAUGGAAAAUGUAUAGUCCAGGGUGUUUUUCUCCAGAACUAGCCCGCACUUGGUCCACCUAGAGGCAAGUGCAUCUUCAGAAUGCUGUGCACUAACUGUAUCUGCGUAUGUGAACGUGUUUGGCUUCAGUUCACAAGAAGCUGAAGGGACCAGUCAGACUGAGUAGUUUGAAGAAGGACUGGCUAAGCUCAGUUUUUUCUUUCCUCUGCCCCCUCAUUUUUCUCUUAAAAGUAUCACAGGGCAAUAGAGGAAUCAAAAAAGUCAUAUGAACAUAAUUCCUUUGUCUUAUUCCCAGACCAAUAAUUGAAACAGGUUUCCCAAGUCUCUUUCUAAUAGUGUCUGCAUGCCCUAAAACGAAAUGGCUUAACCCAGAGAUGUCAUGAAGAAUUUUUUUUUUAAGUUUUCUCUACAUAUUUGAAAUUACAUGUAACAAAAUAUUUUUGAUGGUAUAGGUAAGCUAUUCCACUUGUAAAAUCUUGCUGUGGGUCUUCAUUUUCUUAUCUGAUUGUUUAAUUUGGGUUUGUUUUAUUUGCUUUUAAAAAAAAACUCCCAUCAACAGAACGUGCCUUUCUAUGUGGACUGGGAAAUUGAGCCCCCAAAGCUAUACAGAUCCACAUUUUGAUCAAAGUCCCCUUCUUCUGCAUGAAUAUAAAAUGACAUAGAACUAUAAUUCAUGUAGGACUUUAUGAGCACAAACCAUUGUGGAAAGAAUAUUAAAUGAUGACAAUAAUCACCCAAUCAGAGAAAAUGUAACCAAAAGGUGAUGUGUGAGUUUUUAGCAACUAUUUGAAAGAAAGGAUUACUUAGUGCUAUUGAUCUCCUCUUGUACUAUAACUGAAUUAGUCGCUGGAGGGUGGGUUGCCUUUGUCUCAUAUAAUUAAAUGCUUUUCAAAUAGUAAUAUUAAAUUGCUAACAUAAUUGAGGAGAAGCAAACAAACCAGUCCAGUUGUAAAUGACACAGAAUUUGCCUUAAUGAGUUCCACCUCAGCUGGGAUUAGGUUACUAGAAACACAGAUAAUAAGAUCUUUGCUCUUGCUUGCUUCCUAAUGCAUACUGUCUGUAAAUAAAUUGUCAUCAACCUGAUACUUUAUAAGUGCUGGAUUUUAAAUUUCAGGUUUAGAUGACAGUACUACAUCUCUUUAAAAAAAAAAAAAAAGCCAGGG